AUGGCGCAUGCGCGCUGUCUAUUCUCCCUCUCAGCCCGAUUUCCCCAAUGGCUCCGCUGAAGAAGCAGCUCCCCACCAAAGGUGGUAAGAAAAAGAAGCAGGUCCUGAAGUUCACCCUGGACUGCACGCACCCAGUAGAGGAUGGCAUUAUGGACGCAGCCAACUUUGAGCAGUUUCUUCAGGAGCGCAUCAAAGUAAACGGCAAAGCUGGAAACCUGGGAGGUGGAGUUGUAGCCAUCGAGAGGAGCAAGAGUAAGAUCACGGUAUCUUCUGAGGUUCCCUUCUCCAAGAGAUACCUGAAAUAUCUCACCAAGAAGUAUUUGAAGAAGAACAACCUUAGAGACUGGCUCCGUGUUGUGGCUAACACGAAGGAGAGCUACGAACUCCGCUACUUCCAGAUCAACCAGGAUGAGGAGGAAGAAGACGAGGAUUAAACUGUUCAUCUUUUUGUAUGUUUCAAUAAAUUCAUUUAAUACUACACUUUUCAA
Colossoma macropomum (tambaqui) is the source of this 488-nucleotide messenger RNA. RefSeq names its product 60S ribosomal protein L22-like. The coding region runs from base 48 to 434 and encodes 128 amino acids. Lineage: Eukaryota; Metazoa; Chordata; Actinopteri; Characiformes; Serrasalmidae. Gene Ontology annotation, molecular function: structural constituent of ribosome; RNA binding. The transcript has 4 exons. Gene Ontology annotation, biological process: cytoplasmic translation. The record is from RefSeq and is a predicted model, not a curated record. Gene Ontology annotation, cellular component: ribosome.